ACACACACACACACACACUCAACUUCAGCCCUUCAACUUGAUGAAGUUUCCCCUCUAAACUUUACAUUCAGCGCGGAUCAGCCCUCCGUUCAGCAGCAUGGCUCUGACCAGCAAGCGGUGGAUUCUGUGCGUCGUUUCGCUCUCAUGUGUCGUCCGUCUCGGGUGUGGCAGAAGAAACAGACAAGCAGAUGGAGCACUACCUGAGCACUUCAUCUUCAAUGAGCUGUGCGCCCUUAAGGACGAACCAGGGCCUUGCAAGGCCAUUAAGGACAGAUUCUUCUUCAAUGUCGACACGGGACGCUGUGAGCUGUUUGAAUACGGGGGCUGCGGGGGAAACGCCAACAAUUUCGAGACCUUGGAAGCAUGUGAGGAGAUGUGUGUUGUCUCAGAUGACAAGAACCCGUGUCAUUUAGCCGAGGCUCCAGGUCCUUGUCGAGGGCUGGUGACGCGCUACUUCUUUGACACCAAGAGUCAGCGGUGCAAGCAUUUCUUUUACGGUGGCUGUUUUGGCAAUGCCAACAAUUUCAGGAGCAUGGCGGAGUGCCAGACCAAAUGUCAGAACCCAGUAAAAUCCACCAGUGGUCCAGAGGUCCACACACAGUCAGCGAGAAAAUCUGUUGUUGUGCAGCCAACCAUAGUAACUGGGGAACUGACUGUAAGCGAACCUCAGGUGCAGCUGAACGACACUAAUCAAGACGCAAGAGAGCUGAAGCCUAAAGAGGUGUGCUUCAGUCCUAUCGACAGAGGGACGUGUCACGGUGUAGAGAAGAGGUUUGCGUACAACCCUGAGACCAGGAGGUGCCAGAUGUUUCACUACAGUGGAUGUGGGGGCAACAGGAAUAACUUCCCAGACCGGAAAAAGUGUUUUAAAAAGUGCAUUGGAAGAAAGGCUCAUGGGAUUAAGGUGAUCCGGAUAAGGAGGAAAAACUUAGGCAGCAUUGUUCAUCGCUCAGUCUGAACACUUGGCUCUGCAUUAGGUUCUGCACUGCUGUGGAUUCACCUGUAUUUAUGUUCUAUAUUUUAUUUGUAGCUUUACUCAUACUGGUGUUUUGUAGUGCAACGUUACCUGUGUAAAAAUAACCUGUAGUGACUGAAUCAUGAUCCUCAUUGUUUCAAUGUCUCACUGACAAAAAACAGAUUUGUUUUUCUGUUGUUUCGCAGCUUUCUGCACUGAUGUAAUAUCAGUUAUUCUUUAUACAGUGCUGUGUUAUGAUCAUACUGAUAUAAAUAUUUUACUGUAACCUUUAAGAAAAACACCAAAGUUAUGAUCUGUUUUUAUCUUCAGCAGCUAAAUGUUUGUGUGCACUGUGUAUUUACAGGAACUGAUGCUUUUCUACACUGGUUCUGGUGAAGCUUCACUAUUGUUUAUCAAUGUGAAUAACAGCAUUAGCAGAUUGAAGUGAACGAUCCUUGUUCCAGGAUCAGUGACAACAAUAUACAGAAUGUUCUCAAACAUUAAUCCAGAGGCCGUGUCCUCGCUGCAUAAAUCAACCAAGAAGUAAUGAAUGUUUUAUUUUUGUCAGAUUAAGCAUGAACAUUUUUUCUUUUCAUUUUAAUCAAUAUUAUGCAGCUCAAUAAAUCACUCUCAUGGUAUUGUUGGUGUUGUUGGAGGGGGGGAACAGAAGGGGGCAGUGUUGUGUAAGGUAAGUUUUCAGUCGCUCUGCACUGUGUUUGCUUCACUGUGUUAUGCUGUAAAGAUGUUCUAGAAUAAAUCCUCAGGAUCUCCUGCCCUCAGGUUUCACCUGUG
Molecule: messenger RNA, 1747 nt
Organism: Lates calcarifer (barramundi perch)
Lineage: Eukaryota; Metazoa; Chordata; Actinopteri; Centropomidae
Gene: tfpia
Product: tissue factor pathway inhibitor a
Biological process (GO): negative regulation of peptidase activity
Cellular component (GO): extracellular region
Molecular function (GO): serine-type endopeptidase inhibitor activity
Source: RefSeq, a predicted model, not a curated record